AUGGAAACUUUGAGGCCACAAAUGAACAACAAUAGCGCUGAACCACUAAACAACGAAGACAAGGCUUUGAUUAAAGCCUUGGUGCCCCUCCUGGAUGGCUUGAUUCUUGUGACUGGACUUGUGGGCCAAACUCUGAUCAUCAUGAUACUGACUGGAAGGAGGAAGAAAGGAAACCAACCCCCCCACGGUACCGACACCCUGCUGCUGGCCCUGAGCACUGCAGACCUGCUGCUGCUGCUCUGCCUGCCCUUCAACACCUCCGCCAUCACUCUGGGUUUCUGGCCGUUUGGCUCCUUCAUGUGCAAAGCCGUCAGCUUCCUCUGCGUGGCGUGCUCAGCCGCCUCGGUGUUCACCCUGGCGGCUUUGGCCGUGACGCGUUACCUCACGGUGGUGCACCCCACCUGGGCCUACCGGGCCAGGAUGGACAGACGCAUUAAGGUGACGGUAGCUCUGCUUUGGGCUCCCGCCUCGGCUUUGGCGGCGCCACAGUUUGCCUUCCGCACAACUACUUUUGCCGACACCGUAUACUGCUUCGCCUUCCUGUCUGACGUCAGCCAGAUGGUUUACAGCAUCGCCCUUUUCCUCUUCGGCUUCGCUCUCCCCCUGGCCGUCAUUGUGCUGAUGUACACCAAGAUCUACUUGUUUCUCCGACACGCCCGGCAGGUGGGGAACGCUCUGCAGCUGGAACGCUAUCAGCGCCAGGUCACCCACACGUCGGCUCUGCUGGUGGCGGUCUUCACUCUGCUGUGGCUGCCCUCCUACGCCCUCAUGUUCUCCAUCAUCGGAGGGACUUUAACCGCCUCGCCGGGCUACAACACCAUCGCCCUGCUGGCCAGGCUGCUGUCUUCCUCGGUGGCAGUGGUCAACCCCGUGCUGUACGGCUUUAUCUCGCAGAAGUUUAGGCGAGACUUAUUACGGCUGGGGAGAGGAUGCUGGACGUGGUGCCGAAGCAAUCGGAUCGGCUGCCCUUGUGCGGUGAGCAGGGACACGGUACAGCCCUUCCAGCUGGAGACGACCUCAGAGAGAGCUCAAAACUGACUGAACCCACAA
This is a messenger RNA of Cololabis saira (Pacific saury), 1050 nucleotides long. Its product is annotated as galanin receptor type 2-like. The transcript has a single exon. Gene Ontology annotation, molecular function: G protein-coupled receptor activity. Bases 1 to 1038 code for a protein of 345 amino acids. Gene Ontology annotation, biological process: G protein-coupled receptor signaling pathway; immune response. NCBI's taxonomy places the organism in Eukaryota, Metazoa, Chordata, Actinopteri, Beloniformes, Belonidae. Gene Ontology annotation, cellular component: membrane. The record is from RefSeq and is a predicted model, not a curated record.